Messenger RNA from Cicer arietinum (chickpea), 2023 nucleotides. RefSeq names its product gibberellin receptor GID1C. Gene Ontology annotation, cellular component: nucleus; cytoplasm. The record is from RefSeq and is a predicted model, not a curated record. Lineage: Eukaryota; Viridiplantae; Streptophyta; Magnoliopsida; Fabales; Fabaceae. Gene Ontology annotation, molecular function: gibberellin binding; hydrolase activity. Gene Ontology annotation, biological process: floral organ morphogenesis; raffinose family oligosaccharide biosynthetic process; positive regulation of gibberellic acid mediated signaling pathway.
CUGUGGCUGUGGUGCGGUGUGAUUGGCCAUUCCCCCAUUCCUGUGUAGUAUCACUUUACAAUUUUCUACAUUGCGCACCGUUUCUUAUCCUUCACCCACCACUCUCUUUUCUCUUCUUCGUCUUCUUACUCCUCAGUCUCUUCAUCACCAUAACUACGCAACACACAAAUCUUCACCAUUGGAUCUUAAACACUACCGAAAUGGUUUUUGUUACUUGAUUGUGAUCGUGAAGAAAGCUUGUUACGGAUCUACAGUGAAAAAGAAGAAGAAGAAGAAGAUCAUUUCAAUCCAAUGGCUGGUAGUAAUCAACUCAACCCCAACGAUUCCAAGAUGGUGGUUCCAUUGAACAUGUGGGUUUUGAUCUCAAAUUUCAAGUUAGCAUACAAUCUUCUCCGUCGUCCUGAUGGAACUUUCAACCGUGACUUGGCAGAGUUUCUUGAUCGGAAAGUUCCGGCUAAUGCGAACCCUGUGGAUGGAGUGUUCUCUUUUGAUGUUAUUGUUGAUAGGGAAACAAAUCUCCUCACUCGAAUCUACCGUCCUGUUGAGGGAGAAGAACAUCAUGUGAACAUUGUUGAUCUUGAGAAGCCUGUCACUUCCGAGGUUCUUCCUGUCCUCAUGUUCUUCCAUGGUGGAAGUUUUGCACAUUCUUCAGCUAACAGUGCUAUAUAUGAUACCUUGUGCCGUCGAUUGGUUGGUAUUUGUAAGGCUGUUGUUGUUUCUGUGAAUUAUAGGCGUGCACCAGAGAAUAGGUACCCCUGUGCUUAUGAAGAUGGGUGGAAAGCUCUUAAAUGGGUUAGUUCUAGAACAUGGCUGCAGAGUAAAAUGGAUAACAAGGUUCACAUCUACAUGGUUGGCGAUAGUUCGGGUGGGAACAUUGUGCACCAUGUUGCCUUGAAAGCUUUGGACUCUGGAAUCCAGGUGUUGGGGAAUAUAAUGCUAAACCCGUUAUUUGGUGGGCAAGAAAGAACAGAAUCUGAAAAGCGUCUUGAUGGGAGGUAUUUCGUUAGAGUUAAAGAUAGAGACUGGUAUUGGAGGGCUUUUCUUCCUGAAGGGGAAGACAGAGACCAUCCUGCGUGUAACCCUUUUGGUCCCAAAGGUCGAAGCCUUGAAGGGGUUGCCUUUCCUAAAAGCCUUGUUGUGGUUGCUGGUUUGGACCUUGUUCAAGACUGGCAAUUGGGUUAUGCCAAAGGGCUUGAGAAAGCUGGACAAAAUGUGAAGUUGCUAUUUCUGGAGCAAGCCACGGUCGGGUUUUACUUGCUGCCAAAUAAUGAACACUUCUCUGCUGUCAUGGAUGAGAUAAAACAUUUUGUCAACUCUGACUGUUCAUAGGCUUAUUAACUUUUGCUACACAUGAAAGGGGUUUUAGAAGAUUGUGUAGGUAAUAGCUAUGCCACUUAUUAACAUCUUUACAUUUUGGCCUAUUUUACUGUAGGACUUUGUUCCCAUGAUUAGGUACUUAUAUGGUAUUAAUUUGUGUCAUGAGAAUGGUGUAAUGUAAUGUAAUCAUCAGCAUAUAGCUGUAUUAUGUUUUCCAGAACACACCAUCAGGAAAUUGGGGUGUUGUGGAUAGGUGAAAGCUUUUUAUUAGGACAAAAAGGGAGCUAUGGCCAUGUUUAUGGGAACCACUAAAGUUGUGAUUACCCACUCUGACUUUCAGCCAAAAAAGAGAGGAAGACAUAGUUCUAUUUCUGUGUGUCUCUGACCUUUGAAUGGCCAAUCAGUGGGGCUUGUCUUUGUAUGGCAAGUGUUAUAUAUAUAACUAAUUUUGGAACUCUGAUAGGGAAAGUAUCAAUGAUAUGUUGGUGCUGUUUGAUUAUAUAUCUUAGUAUUUGUGCUUUUAGUCCUGUUCAUCUUUUCUCUAUAUAGCUAAUUUUACGUUCAUGUAUCUUUAGCUGUCCUCCUUGUUUGGCAAUGGACAGUCUUUGCAAAAUGUAAAUGGAUUUUUUUCUUUUUACUUUUGGCUCUGUAAUGUUUGGGUUUGUAUUUUGUAUUUUUAUGUAUGCAUACAAUAUUUUUCAGGGUU